Molecule: messenger RNA, 798 nt
Organism: Symbiodinium necroappetens
Lineage: Eukaryota; Dinophyceae; Suessiales; Symbiodiniaceae
Source: the annotation of a GenBank genome assembly
AUGGCAGGCAAGAAGGUCGUUGUGGUUGGACAUGGCCCCAUUGGUCAUGCCUUCAUUGAGAAACUGGCUGAGAGGGAGGCCGGGUUCGAAAUCACAGUGGUUUGCGAGGAGCCUCGUCCAGCAUACAAUCGCGUCAUGCUGACACAGUACUUCUUGGACUGCGAUGGCGACAAGCAUGACCAAAUGAAGUUGUCGUAUUGGAGCGAGGAGGACUUGAAGAGCAAGAAUGUGAAGCUUGUCUAUGGUCGUGCAACCAGUAUUGACCGUGACAACAAGUCCGUUUCAUACUCCAAGGUCAGCCACGGUGGAAGCUCUGUCGAUGAAGAUACAGACUCAUUGCAGUACGACAUCCUGGUGCUUUGCACUGGCAGCUUCUGCUUCGUUCCACCAACUCCCGGCUUCGUUUUGCCAGAGAAGAAGAACCCCCAGUGGCCGGAUGACCCAGCUUCUCGCCCUGAAGGUGUCUUCGUGUACAGGACGAUCGAAGAUCUUGAAGCACUCAUCGCUGCAGCAAAGAACUCCAAGCGAGCAGCUGUGAUUGGAGGCGGUCUCUUGGGCCUCGAGGCUGCAAAGGCUGUGUAUGAUCUCGAGAUGGAAAGCCACGUCGUGGAGAUGGCCCCGUACCUCAUGCCUACGCAGCUCAACCAGGAAGGUGGCAAAGCUUUGGAGAGGAAGAUAAGCAGCCUUGGCAUCCAUGUGCACAGUGGAGCCAAGAUCCAAGAGGCUGUCCUGGAUGGUGGCAAGGUCAAGGGCUUGAAAUUCAUUCCCAAUGGCGAAACCGAGCCCAUCGUUUUGGAC